Messenger RNA from Trichosporon asahii var. asahii CBS 2479, 1086 nucleotides. RefSeq lists its product as uncharacterized. The transcript has 3 exons. The record is from RefSeq and is a predicted model, not a curated record. The coding region runs from base 1 to 1086 and encodes 361 amino acids. NCBI's taxonomy places the organism in Eukaryota, Fungi, Basidiomycota, Tremellomycetes, Trichosporonales, Trichosporonaceae. Gene Ontology annotation, biological process: biosynthetic process.
AUGCUCACAACACUACGAACAACAGCGGCGCGGUCAGUCGGCGGGUCGUCUCUGCGUGCCGUCGGUGUCGCCCCUGCUCUUGCCCGCGGACACGCCGGCUGUUCGGGUCAUCACCACCCGCCUCCGCCAGAGAGCAGUACGACGACGAAGGCGGAGAAGAAGGAGCUCCCUCACCGCGCCUCUGGCACGCCGCUGAACGUCCCGACAACGCAGGGCGGACCCUCGGACGCGGACGCAUACUGUGCCUCCCUGGUGCAGCGGCUCGACCCCGACGCGUGGCUGCAGAGCUACUUCUGGCCGAGGAGGGAGAAGGCGUGGUGGCUCGCGAUCAGGGCUUUCAACCUGCACCAGGUUUCGACGACUGUGAGCCAACCGGCGAUCGCGGCGAUGCGCUUCCAGUUCUGGCGCGACGCGCUCGCGCAGAUCUGGGCCGGCAAGCCGCCGCAGCAUCCCGUCGCCAUUGCGCUCGCCGAGGCGCACAAGUACCGUCCGAUCCAGAAGUACUACCUGAACCGAUUGAUCGAGACGAGGGCGAAGAAUCUGUCUGCCCCACCAGCCUCGGCCGACCUCGACGCAUACCUCGCCGCGCACGCCCCGAUCCCCGACGCCCUGCUGCAGACGGGCCUCACGCUUGUCGUUCCCCCAACAGCGCCAGAAACGUCCAAGCUGGCCCACACCCUCUCCCAUGUCGCCAAUACGUUAUCCGUCGUAUCGCUGCUGCGCCAGCUCCCCUCCGCCAUCGGGAAACAGCAGAACCCCCUCCCCUCGGCCAUCUGCGCGAACAACGGCCUCAGCGACGAGGAACUCUUCCGCGACCCGGGGGGCAAGAAGGCGCGCGACGCCGUGUUCGAGGUCGCGACCCGCGGUAUGGACGAGAUGAUCACGGCGCGCCGGGACCUGAAGGACUGGAAUGGCGCCGUGAAGCCGAGUGCGGCCAUGCCCGUGUUCCUCGCUGCUGUGCCCGCUGAGCGGUGGCUGAAGCGGCUCGAGGAGGUCGACUUCGACGUGACCUCGAAGAAGAUGGCGCGGCACGACUGGCGCCUGGCUCCUGCCAUUUGGGCGCGAUACCUCCGCGGAAAGCUCUAA